Molecule: messenger RNA, 7908 nt
Organism: Peromyscus californicus insignis
Lineage: Eukaryota; Metazoa; Chordata; Mammalia; Rodentia; Cricetidae
Gene: Tgfb2
Product: transforming growth factor beta 2
Exons: 8
Coding region: 3868-5196 (442 amino acids)
Biological process (GO): SMAD protein signal transduction; transforming growth factor beta receptor signaling pathway; BMP signaling pathway
Cellular component (GO): extracellular region
Molecular function (GO): growth factor activity; cytokine activity; type III transforming growth factor beta receptor binding
Source: RefSeq, a predicted model, not a curated record
CGGUUGCUGUGACAUGAGGGACAGACCCCAGGACAGGCACACGCAGUUUUGUUUUGCAUGCACUCCACAUCACUGAAGUGAAUAACAGGCCUGUUAAUGAGCACUCAGGGCUUCGAUUGGACACAGCUGCUUCCUCACCCUCAACCUUGCUGGCCUAGAAACCAAACCUUUCACUUCAGGGUGUUAAGAGACCUUAAUGAUGCUGAAUGCCUAAUUGAACUUUGGUAGCAAGUUCGUAUUGUAUUUCAUCAAAAGUGUGCUUUUAGCUGUUCAUUCUGCAAUUACAGAGGGGCAAAAUACCCUAAGUUUUAAACAAGGCAUGUGUGUCCAUGAAGCAGACUCAUGUAGCUCCUCCCCUGACCCAUUGAUGAAGAAAGGAGACGAGACAUAGACAUGCCUGACAGUGGCCCCUAACUGCAAUAGAGGAAGGAUAAGAUAAUGGCAGUUAAGGCUUAAUGAGCAGACACUAGGCUCCAACUUUGUUAUAAACACUUCCUAUGCCUUGUAUAAUGACUCCUCCUUACAGUCUUCUGCGUAUAUUCCCAGUCCCACAGGUCAUGAAAUGAAUGGAGCCUCUGAAUAGUUCUGAUAGGUUCACAGGCCACAGUGACAGGAAUUUGAACUCUUGGAGUGGUCCUUCUGAGCACUGAGGUCAAGAUGCUAUACACAAUGUGCUCUUUUACCAGACAGCCUGUGGAGCCCGAGUACAUACCAGCCUUAAUAGGUGUGGUGGCUUUGUUUCCUGACUAUGGGGUGCAAAGGCCUUAGCUGCUAAAGACAAAUCCAUUUGUGGUAAGGAGCACAGCUCUUGAGAACUCCUCUCCUGUGAGGCAGAAAGGGUUCCUUUCCUCCUGCUGACUUGAGUCAUUAUGCUUGCCCAUCCCAGAAGGUGUCUGUCACCUCCUGGGCUCUGGGAAAACUAAAGGAGCCUCUUAGGAAGAGGUCCAGUCUCAGGCCCAAGGGAUAUAGAGCUGUAUAUCUUGGACAAGAGUGUGGUUACUGAUGUUAGAGGGGUGCAUGUCUGCAUGAAUGGAGUACAUGUUAAUACGGGGCUUAUUGCUGCUCUGCCCAUGUCCUUCUCUGCAUCCACUCAUCCUAAGAUGCACCUGUGCCUGUUCCCCAGGUUAGUCUCAGUAAGCACCAGGUGAGAUGCUCACUGGCCUCAAGGGAAGCCCUACCUAGGUGCUGAGCAGAUUAUCAUAGCAGCACCCCCCAACAAGCCGCAGUGUUCCAAGUGACAUUGGCCCUCGGUAGCUCUAGCUCCCACUCCAUGUCUUCUGUGUGCAGCUGGAUUAAGAUGGCCUCACACUAGCUCUUGGUCGAUUCUGCUGGGAGAGCUCUUUCCAUCUGAAGCUGACCAGAAGUCUGCCGAUGAUGGCGGUUUCAUAUACUUUUCAGAAUCAUCUAGGUGCAUGUUGGAACAAUUCAUUCUCUCCAGGGUUUUACAGGGUCGGUGGAGUAGAGGAAUUUUGUGUUCAAGGUGGGUGGGGAGGUGAUAAAGGAGGAAGUUUGCUGCAGGAUUCUUAGAACACAGACCAUGACAGUGGGAAUCUUGGUUCUGUAAGAGGGCAGUAGACUAUUCUGCAUCACCCAUGCUGACUUGACCUCAGAAUCCCUGUUUAUCAGAUGUUCUGGAACUGGUGUUUCUUAGAAUGGCAGAGUGAGAGAGAACUCAGGCAGCGGGCCUUCCCUGCGAAGUCCAGGCCCACCACUUCCUGUUCUCUAGAACAACGGACUUCACUUCCUAUGGCCUCUGCCUCCUUGUCUGUGAAAUAUAAAUAAUAUUCUUCCUUGCUGUAUGGAAUGUAUGCCAGCUCUCAUUGCUAUUUACCCAGCUCCCUCUAUUAAUAAUAUAAGUCCCUCCCACACACAUCUACUGCAUGUAUCCCCAAAGGCUCGGUUCUGUUUGAACUAGGAAAUGACUGAACCAGGAAAUAAUAUAGAGAUCUUGACUUUGGGGGAAUACUCAACAGUUUCCAGUUUAAAUUAUCUGUCUAGUCAGUGUGGCCACAGAGUCAUUGCUAAAACUGAAAUGCUGACUUUGACUAAAGGCGAAAAGGAAAAGGGACAGUGGUAAGAAUGAUUCUGGUAUCCAUCUAAUUUGGACAGGUCGGUAUAGAAAAUGUAAGGCUAUGAGUACUAUGUAACAGUAGACAUCAAACGUUUAAAAUCCAGGUUUCCUAGAUGUAUGCUGUGGGCAGAAUGGAGAUGGUGGAUAGUCCCUGUCUAGGAAGAAAGGAGAAAGCCAUAGAAAGAAGAAGGCAAUGCUUCCUUUAUGGGGAGGAAAGGUGGACCGGUUUUCUGCUAGUUCACAGACAAACAGAAGGCUUGGUUGUAAACAGACUAAUAAAAACCAGGAAGGCUGCGAAUGAAUGAGCCCCUCCAUGUAGAAACGAGAUGCUUAGCUGCCUGCCCCUCCACCGACAGCCCUCACCGAUCAGACAGCUCCAAAUGGCUCUUGCCGGUGGCCCUCCCCCACGGGCCGUCCCCUUUUCCACACCCCCUCAACGGUCGAGAGCUCGUGGUCUUAGUAACAGAGGACUUCUGACUGUAAUCCUAGCGCGUCACUUUGUUGAAGGCAAACACGUGGUUUGGGGAGCAUUUAUAAAUCUCUGCUCCGGGCAGGAUCGUGAUGUUAUCUGCUGGCAGCAGAAGGUUUGCUCGGAGCUGAGCUGCGGACGCUGUGGGCCAGAGAGCCGGGGCGAGAGAUUGAGAGAACAAGCAGAGAGCUGAGCCCUAGGGCAGGCGACAGGGAUGAAGAGUAGAAGCAUUAGGGUUUAAGGAGCCGUCCUGAAGCCACCGGGCUGCAGAGAGGAGUAGGUAUCAGCAGAGGUCUAUUUUAGGGUCGCAAGUCCCUUCUUACCCUAACCGAGAAAGUGCAAGCUUGCUGGAAGCCAGGAGAGGCUGGGGAAGGGUGCGGGUCUCCGAGGCGCCCCGCAGCCAACCCGCCCAGGAGGCGGUGUUGUUCCGCAGGGGGUGAAGGAGGUGGCCGAUCUCUGUCGCCCGGUGGCCGCCUGGAGCAAGAGGAGGAGGAUCUGCAGGACGGAGCUGGAACCUAACCCCCUUUGCAGGCAUCAGCGGCGGCUGCAACGUGGAGCGACCCAGCCGGGUGUAGGCCACAGCGCGGCCGCAGGAGCAGGAUCGUCGCUGCCUGCUCCGGUCUUGGCGGAUCUCUGGGGCGGACAGUACCCCACCGAGUCCCCGAGUGAGCCGCGCCGGGGCGCAUCUGCCUCCCCGCGGCUCGCCAGGCUCGCCCUCGGCGCGCGCACACACACGCACGCGCGCACACAUCCACACGCACACUCAUCCACACACGUGUGGAAGGCAGGCCCCAGCCGCUCGGUCUUUGAACAUCUCAGUUAGAGCCCGGCGCAGCCCCGGCCGCCGCUCUGCGCUCCCCGCGGCCCUGCGCGCCUCCUGCCAGUCCCCGGACCUUCUCGUCUCUUCCCUUUUGGGCGAAGGAUCCGAGUUCAGAUCCGCCACUCCGCACCCGAGCCUGACACACAGAACUCCAUUUCUUCCUUUUAAGUUUAUUUCUACUUCAGAGCCACUCACUCCCUCCCUUCCUGGGGGGAAAACAAACCUUUCUUACUCCUUAAAGUGAGAACCCCCUCCCCACGCUUGAGCAUUGCAUAUUACUGUCUCCACGUUGGGAACGCGUUGCACUUUCUUUUUUUAAAGGAAUCACAGCAGGGACGUUUUUCUAUCGGGCAUUGACUUUUGAUUGCUUUGCAAAAGUUUCGCAUUAAAAAAACAAACAAAAAAAAAACUUUACCUGACUUGCUCUGAGAAUUAUUGGUUUCUUUUUAUAUUUUUUUCUUACUUUAAACAACAACAACAACAGCAACGUUCCCACCUUUUAAAAACAUGCACUACUGUGUGCUGAGAACCUUUUUGCUCCUGCAUCUGGUCCCGGUGGCGCUCAGCCUGUCUACCUGCAGCACCCUCGACAUGGACCAGUUUAUGCGCAAGAGAAUCGAGGCCAUCCGCGGGCAGAUCCUGAGCAAGCUGAAGCUCACCAGCCCCCCGGAAGACUAUCCUGAGCCGGACGAGGUCCCCCCGGAGGUGAUUUCCAUAUACAACAGUACCAGGGACUUACUGCAGGAAAAGGCAAGCCGGAGGGCAGCCGCCUGCGAGCGCGAGCGGAGCGACGAAGAGUACUACGCCAAGGAGGUUUAUAAAAUCGACAUGCCGUCCCACUUCCCCUCCGAAACUGUCUGCCCAGUUGUUACAACACCCUCUGGCUCAGUGGGCAGCUUUUGCUCCAGACAGUCCCAGGUGCUCUGUGGGUACCUUGAUGCCAUCCCGCCCACUUUCUACAGACCCUACUUCAGAAUCGUCCGCUUUGAUGUCUCAACAAUGGAGAAGAAUGCUUCUAACCUGGUGAAGGCAGAGUUCAGAGUCUUUCGUUUGCAGAACCCCAAAGCCAGAGUGGCUGAACAACGGAUCGAACUGUAUCAGAUCCUCAAAUCCAAAGACUUAACGUCCCCAACCCAGCGCUACAUCGAUAGCAAGGUUGUGAAAACGAGAGCGGAGGGCGAAUGGCUCUCCUUCGACGUGACUGACGCCGUGCACGAGUGGCUUCACCACAAAGACAGGAACCUGGGAUUCAAGAUAAGUUUGCACUGCCCCUGCUGUACCUUCGUGCCAUCGAAUAAUUACAUCAUCCCCAAUAAAAGUGAAGAGCUCGAAGCGAGAUUUGCAGGUAUUGAUGGCACCUCCACAUAUACCAGUGGUGAUCAGAAAACUAUAAAGUCCACUAGGAAAAAAAACAGUGGGAAGACCCCACAUCUCCUGCUAAUGUUGUUGCCCUCCUACAGACUGGAGUCACAACAGUCCAACCGGCGGAAGAAGCGUGCUUUGGAUGCCGCCUAUUGCUUUAGAAAUGUGCAGGAUAAUUGCUGCCUUCGCCCUCUUUACAUUGAUUUCAAGAGGGAUCUUGGGUGGAAAUGGAUCCAUGAACCCAAAGGGUACAAUGCCAACUUCUGUGCUGGGGCUUGCCCGUAUCUAUGGAGUUCAGACACUCAGCACACCAAGGUCCUCAGUUUGUACAAUACCAUAAAUCCUGAAGCCUCUGCUUCCCCUUGCUGUGUGUCCCAAGAUCUGGAGCCACUGACCAUCCUCUACUACAUUGGUAACACACCCAAGAUCGAACAGCUUUCCAACAUGAUCGUCAAGUCUUGUAAAUGCAGCUAAGGUCCUCAGAAAAGCCACGACACGAAAAUCACGGUGACAAUGACGCAUGACAACGACAGCGAUGAUGAUGAUGAUGAUGAUGAUGAUGAUGUCUAUGACACGAGGGAGUUUUGAUUCAUCAGUGUUUAAAGGAAAAAAUGGAGAAAAAGCGGUACUAGUUCAAACAUUUUGCAAGCUUGUGUUCUGUUUGUUAAAACUGGCACCUGAGAUUACAGCGACAAAAAACCACGGAAGGCUUCAGUCUGCAUUUCGCCUACUUCAUGAGAGACACCAAAAGAAAACAUCUUUUUUUUUUUUUAAAGGAAAAAAUAAACACUGGAAGAAUUUGUUAGUGUUAAUUAUGUGAAAGAAAAACAAAACAGGAAAUCCGUUCAGUGGAGUUGUACGUAUCGUUUGCACCCACACUUCGCCGUGCUUCUCCUGGUUCCUCUGUAUUGCUCUGCAGUGGGCACCUUCCCUGUCCCUUCCUCUGAGCUAACAGUGGGUUAUUUAUUGUGUGUUACUAUAUAAUGAACCUUUCAUUGCCCUUGGAAAACAAAACAGGUGUAUAAAAUGGAGACCAAAUGCUUUGCCACAGACUCAUGGAUGGCUUAAGGAAUUUGAACUCAAACGAGCCGGAAAAGCAGGCAGUCACACCAGGAUGAAAUCCCUGUGAGUCCUUAUAUAGAGAGGACUUCAGUCUGCAAAAGUGUGGAAGCCCCAGGAACACGAGCUGUGCACCAACUGCCUGCUUCACGGGCGGCCAUACACUGAGAAGGCCUGUUAAGGAAGAAAGCCUGGAGUCAGUGGGACUCUGGGAGAUUGCUUUUUUUUUUUCUUUCUUUUAAUUGUAAAUGAUUCUUUGCCAGUUUAAGCAAGCCAGUGAAAUGUUGACCUGUUUUGACGUGUUUUGUCAGACUUUGGACCGUGAAGUGGCCGUAGAGCGCCGAUACAGGUUUUUUUCCUUUGUCUUGGGAUAUGUAAUCACACUGACACUAUUAAAAUAGAUGGGUCUAGAAGCCAGCAUAAUUGAAAACACAUCUGCAGAUCUGUUUUACAAACUAUUAAAUCAAAACAUUAACUACUUUAUAUGUAAUAUGUAGAUCCUUACCGUAUUUUUGAUGUUCUGUAAUAAUGAUUAUGAUUUAGAUUGAACUUAAAUUUGGACUUUUUUUUUAAUGGUCAUUCAGAUUGUAUGUUUGUUUCCUUUAGCUGGCCAGUAUCUUUGAAUAAAACCCCUAGAUUUUGACUUGCACUACAAAUUCAUUUUUUUUUUAAAUAGUAUCUUCUCUGCUUGUCUUUUAUGUAUUGUCCAUUAAAUGACAUAAGAUACUCGGGUCCAUUUUUCUCCCUUUCCUUUUCUUUUCCAAAAACAAACAAACAUAAAAAGAUAAAAAAAACAAAAACAAACAUACAAACAAAAACAAAAAGAUAUGCUUGAGUUCUACAGUCGUCCUCAAUCUUUUCUCUGUCAGGACUAACUCGUCAGGUCCGAUGACAAAGCUUCUCCUGGGAAGAUGGAGAUGUGUGAAGACAGAGAACUGAGCACAAAUGUAGUUUUAGAGAGGGUUUAAUAAUCUGAACUCAGAAUCUUGGUGACUGGGCUAAAAAAAGUUUCUCUGGCUUUCUUUAAUUCAUAUAUUUGUGGAAUUUUAUUGCUGUUAAAAAGCAGACAUUUAAAAAGAAAAAGCACCUUUUUCUUUAAUCAGGCUUUUGGUUUUAUGGGGAGAACUGAAAGAUAUACACUUUGGUUGGGUUUUUCAAAGGAGGAAAAAGUCCUGACCAGCAUUCAUCAUUUCAUUAACUUCCCUGAAGUUCAGGUUUUCAAAGAAAUUCUUUGAAGGCUGAAAAAGCACAAGCCGAAUUCUCCAUUGUCAAAAUGUUCUUCCUUUCACCUGAAUGAGAAUGCUCUACAGCGGAGGUUGGCUUUGGCUUGAGGAAAUAGGUGGUCUCAUCUUUGAGAGGCGGGACCUGACGGUGGGCUUUGCAGGGUAUCCUCGUCACUUCCUUAGCUUCAAGAUACAAACUAGUCCACAAAACAGUGAAAUAUUUAUGGUCUCACCCAAAGGGGAACACAGUGAGGUGUGAAUACGAAGAGAAUGUCUUUGAUAUGGUAUACUUGUUUGGGGAGCUUUCCUCAAAAUUCAUUAAGACAAAGAACAGGAUUUGCAAGUCAAAAAAAGAGACAGAGCAAGUGCUGGUGAAUGACCCUUGUAUCAGACACAACACAAACCCAGAUUUGCCUGUGUGUUCAUUUUCCUUCCCCUUACACUUCUCUGUUAUUUCUGUAUACCCCCUCUUAUUUCUGCAGAUAUUUUUCUCUCAGAUAAAAUGACAUUUUUGUUUUGUAUGAUUUUGUCUCUCCUUCUGAAUGCACUGACUGCUCUUUUUUAAGUCUCUCUCUCUCUCUCUCUCUCUCUCUCUCUCUCUCUCUCUCUCUCUCUCUCUCUCUCUCUCUCUAAGUCUGUGGGGUCUACAGGUCUUUAUUUCCUAUUAGUAAAUAUUGCCAUGGGAGGGGUUGUAGGAGGGGGGCAGGGGGUGUGUUAGCAUAUGGGUGGGGCAGCAGAUUGUAUGUGUUAAGCAACAGUACAAUUUUAUGGUUGGCAUGGUUUUUAAAGAAUGGAAUAUAAGAAUAGCUGUUAUGUGUUUUGAUGACCAAUUAUACUGUAUUUUAACACAAUGUAUGUCUGGUUUUUGUGGUGCUCUAGUGGUAAAUAAAUUAUUUCAGUUAUA